Messenger RNA from Dunckerocampus dactyliophorus (ringed pipefish), 3848 nucleotides. RefSeq names its product acyl-CoA synthetase bubblegum family member 2 (gene acsbg2). Lineage: Eukaryota; Metazoa; Chordata; Actinopteri; Syngnathiformes; Syngnathidae. Gene Ontology annotation, molecular function: long-chain fatty acid-CoA ligase activity. Bases 349 to 2604 code for a protein of 751 amino acids. The record is from RefSeq and is a predicted model, not a curated record. The transcript has 16 exons. Gene Ontology annotation, cellular component: endoplasmic reticulum; membrane.
AGGGUCGCGGGGGUAUGCUGGAGCCUAUCCAGCAAUUACGUAUUUAACUUAAAUUACGCGUUUCACCCUGAAUACGUCAGCCAAUAUUUAAAUAACAUUGUGGAUUAAAAGCGUCGACAAAAUCGUAUAUAAGGUAUAUAAAGCUUUGAAAUACGCAUUUCAAAGAGACACUCUUUGAUGUAUGUCAUCAAAGGAUAAAGAAACAACAGAGUUCUGUAUGAAGAGACCCUCGGGCAUAAACGUGUUUCAACUCGUCAACAGAAACGUGAACCCGUCGUCAAUUGCCUUGACAUCUUUAAGGAAACUCACUGGCAGCAGUUGAAAGUGACCGUGUGUGAGUCCGCCACCAUGUCUGAGGACGGUGUGCAUCAGCAGCCCCACUCUGUUGCCUUCAUGGAGGUGCGCUGUGCUUCGGGUGAUAACGCAGCCUCCAUUGACCCGGUUUUGGAUAAAGCCAAUGAGUCCUCAGAGGAAGAGUUCUCCGCGGAAAUGGACGAGGAGACUAUUGGCCACAAUGCAGUCAAGGCCUCCGCUGAACACACCUUGAACACACAAACAGUAAAUGCCCAGCGUCCACACUCUCUGUCAGUGACAGCCACAGCAGCACCGCAGUCCAACCUGUGGACGUGUCAGCGCGACGGCAAAGUGAAGCUUCGCAUGGAGGACUCUGGCCUGGCCGCUGAGACCCCUUUGACGGUCCAUCAACUCUUUGCCUCAACAGUGAAGAAUUUUGGCAAAUAUACUGCUUUGAGCUGGAAGGAGGGCGAGCAGAAGAAGAGCCUGAACUAUAUAGAGUACUACAAUACCUGCCGCACAGCAGCUAAGAGCUUCCUUAAGCUGGGGUUACAACGUUACCACGGCGUCGGUAUCCUGGGCUUCAACUCUGUAGAGUGGUUCAUCGCUGACAUUGGAGCCAUUUUGGCAGGUGGCUUUGCUGUGGGCAUCUACACAACCAAUUCUCCAGAGGCUUGUCAGUAUGUGGCCGAGAACUGCAAGGCCAAUAUCCUUGUAGUGGAGAACCACAAGCAGCUGCAGAAGAUCCUUCAGGUACAAGACCAGCUGCCAAACUUGAAAGCCAUCAUUCAAUACAAAGGUGCACUAAAAGAGAAGAGACCAAAUCUUUACAGUUGGGCUGACUUCAUGGAGCUGGGACGUGACGAGCCUGAUGAUCCGCUUGAUGAGAUCAUCUCUAGCCAGAAGCCCAAUCAGUGCUGCAUGCUCAUCUACACUUCAGGGACCACCGGGCAGCCCAAAGGAGUCAUGCUCAGCCACGACAACCUGACUUGGACCGCACGUUCCACCAGUCGCCAUGUGAGCCUGACGGACGCCACAGAGUCCCAGGAGGUGGUGGUCAGCUACCUCCCCCUAAGCCACAUCGCAGCUCAGAUGGUCGACAUCUGGGUCAACAUGAAGGUCGGGGGGGUUACACACUUUGCCAACCCAGAUGCGCUGAAGGGCUCUCUCGUGAACACCAUGAAGGAAGUGCGGCCUACGGCCUUCUUGGGGGUGCCGCGUGUCUGGGAGAAGAUGCAAGAGAAUAUGAAGUCUGUCGGAGCCAAGUCCUCCGCUGUGCGCCGAAAAGUUGCCUCAUGGGCCAAAGAUGUGGGUCUGCAGACCAAUCUGAGCAAGAUGAAUCAAAGCAGAGCAGCAGAUCACACACCGCUGAGCUACCAAAUAGCCAAGAAGCUUGUGUUCAAGAAGGUGCGCAAGGCUCUGGGUCUGGACCGCUGCCACAGGUGCUACACAGGCGCUGCCCCCAUAACCAGAGACACUCUGGAGUUCUUCCUCAGCCUGGACAUUCCACUGUACGAGCUGUACGGCAUGAGCGAGAGCACGGGGCCUCACACCGUCUCCCUCCCAGAUGCUUUUCGGCUCACCAGCUGUGGCAAGGAACUCCCGGGCUGCAAGACAAAGCUACACAACCCAGACGAGGACGGGAACGGAGAGAUCUGCUUCUGGGGUCGCCACAUCUUCAUGGGUUACCUCAACAUGAUGGACAAGACAGAGGAAGCUAUAGACGCGGAGGGCUGGCUGCACUCCGGCGACCUCGGUAAACGCGACCAGAAUGGAUUCCUCUUCAUCACGGGGAGAAUUAAAGAGUUAAUAAUCACAGCCGGAGGAGAGAACAUCCCUCCUGUACCUAUCGAGGAUGCAGUGAAGGAAGCUUUGCCCCUGAUAAGCAACGCCAUGCUGAUAGGAGACAAGAAGAAGUUUCUGUCCAUGCUGCUCACCGUGAAGUGCCAGGUGAACGCCGAAACAGCCGCCCCGCUGGAUGAGCUCACCCCGGAGGCCGUGGAGAUCUGCAAGAAACUGGGCAGUAAGGCCACGCGCGUCUCUGACAUCGCAGGCGGCCGCGAUCGCGCCAUCAACGCCGCCAUCCAGGAAGGGAUUAACCGUGUGAACGAGAAAGCGACCUCCAACGCUCAGCGCAUCCAGAAGUGGCACAUUCUGGAGGAAGACUUUUCCAUCACUGGAGGGGAACUGGGUCCCACCAUGAAGCUGAAACGACCAGCGGUAGCCAAAAAGCACAAACAGCAGAUUGACAACUUUUACAAAGAAGUCACAUCUCCAACGACCCCCGAAAACCCGCUGCCCCCAAAGUGAAAGCUCGCACACCCGUGCUCUUUUCUCGCAUUUAUCAUUCUUCUUUUUUUUUUUAUCUUCAUUGCCUUACUUGUUUUUGUGGCUUGUUCCGUCUUGGUUUACAUGUAUGGAUAAGAGGUUGUAAACGAGCUUUAUCAUUUUUGAAGAUGUUUUGAAUAAGCUGAAGCUAUUUAUUUGUGUUACAUCCAGAACGUAGCAAUGUUUGUCAAAAAGAAAAGGUCGUGUGGUAUUAUUAUUAUUAUUGUUAUUAUUGUUGCACUGUAAUACUUGAUUAAAAAAAAAACACAGAAUCCAAAAUUGAAUUUAUAAAAUGUUUGAAAAAGGUUGUGGAUUUUAUUUCCAAUGUUUGCCACAAACAAGCUUCAUUUCAAGUGAAAUGCAAGCCGUCUACGUCACUUCAGUUGCCUCAGCAGGCAGGCCUGGAUUUACUCGCAUAUACAGUAGUUGCAAGAAGGAUCACUUCUAAAUGUCUCGAAUCUUCUCAAUCCUUUAAGAAGUCAUCUAAGCCAUAUAUGUGAAGCUUUUUGGCUAUAUCUCUGUGCUGGAUGCCCUGUGUGCGCACUAGCUACAACCUCUUUAACCCGUGUGUGUGUGUCUGUGUGCGUGUGUGCAAACUCACACAAUACUGUAUUGUAUAUAUGCUUUUGUGCUAUACAAAUGUUAGAUUUGCAAUUGUAUGGUAAAUAUAUGAUCUGUUCUGAGCUGUCUGUACUUUAUGCAACUUGAGUAGAUGAAUGCUUUCUAGAAGACAUGUCCUACUUGAAAUCAGAUGUUGGAAUCCAAAGAGCUGUAAUGUGUAGAUGAAGGUUUGAAAGAGAAUAUUGUUGGCAUUUGUAGCACUCUUUUGAUUGUUACGGUGGGUUUGGCAGCACCGGCCGGCUUGCUUAAACUACCUGAAUUUCAGGGUCAAUGUGGUGUCAUUUCUGAUAUAUACUAUGAUACUGUUAUAUAUGCUUUGUUUAAAUGUCACAGUUGGGGUGUGUGAGGUUUUUUUCUUCCUGUCAUGUCACAUAAGGACGUUUUUAUGUGCCUGCAGAAUUCCACUUCCAUCUCUUUAAUGAAGGAGUGUGCUAUUAAAGUGUAAUUCACCCUAAAGCAUCAAGCUGUGAAGUUAAACUGGAUUCACCGUUAGCACAUUGUGCACAAUUCUGCAGGAAAGGCGCACCGCAGGCACAAUUAAGCUCUAAAAUGUCAAUGACCAGAUGUGUAAUAAAAAUGGAACACCCUCGUGUGUUGUUUGGCUC